Molecule: messenger RNA, 627 nt
Organism: Dovyalis caffra
Lineage: Eukaryota; Viridiplantae; Streptophyta; Magnoliopsida; Malpighiales; Salicaceae
Source: the annotation of a GenBank genome assembly
AUGGCUUCAAACCCUAUUAACCAAGGCUUCAUCUUGAUACUAGUACUAACCUUUGCCUGUUUCCAAAUAGCAAUCUCUGGGGAUGCAGAUAUACUCUCUGAUUUUAUAGUGCCACCAAAUGCUACCAUUGAUGGCAAGUUGUUCACUUUUACCGGCUUACGGUCUCUUGUUGGGGCUAAACCACCAACAGCUUUCACUGUUUCGAAAGGAAGCUUGGCAGAGUUUCCAGCUCUUGAUGGACAAAGUGUUUCGUUUGCAUUUUUACAAUAUCCACCUGGUACACUGAACCCUCCUCACACUCAUCCUCGAGCAGCUGAGCUGCUGUUUCUUUUUGGAGGUUGCCUUGAAGUGGGAUUUGUUGACACAACUAACAAGCUUUACACACGGACACUCGAAGCUGGAGACAUGUUUGUGUUUCCGAAGGGACUUGUUCACUACCAGUAUAAUAAUGAUCCUGGGAAUAUGGCUGUAGCAGUGUCUGCCUUCGGUAGUGCAAGUGCUGGAACUGUGUCGAUUCCGAGCACUUUGUUCACAACUGGCGUUGACAGUGGGAUUUUGGCAAAGGCUUUCAAGACUGAUGUUGCUACCAUAGAAAAAAUCAAGGCAGGUUUGGCACCUAAAGCCUGA